Molecule: messenger RNA, 975 nt
Organism: Jaculus jaculus (lesser Egyptian jerboa)
Lineage: Eukaryota; Metazoa; Chordata; Mammalia; Rodentia; Dipodidae
Product: olfactory receptor 5D13-like
Exons: 1
Coding region: 28-975 (315 amino acids)
Biological process (GO): sensory perception of smell; G protein-coupled receptor signaling pathway
Cellular component (GO): membrane
Molecular function (GO): olfactory receptor activity; odorant binding; G protein-coupled receptor activity
Source: RefSeq, a predicted model, not a curated record
GCUCAUCUUUCCUUCCACAGGAACCAAAUGCAGCAGAACAGAAAUCAGAGUACUGGAGUUGUCUUUGUCUUCCUGGGAUUCUCAGAAUAUCCAAACUUGCAGGUGCCACUGUUCCUGGUGUUUAUGACAAUCUAUACCAUUUCUGUGCUUGAAAACUUAGGUAUGAUUUUGAUCAUCAGGAUUAAUCCCAAACUCCACAAUCCCAUGUACUUUUUCCUUAGCCACUUGUCUUUUGUUGACUUUUGUUACACUACUGUAAUUACACCAAAACUGUUACACUACUUGAUAACAGAAGACAGGUCUAUUUCCCCCAAACGAUGCCUAGCAGAGUUUUUCUUUGGUUGCACUUGUGUCAUUACCCAAACAUUUAUGUUAGCUGCCAUGGCCUAUGACCGCUUUGUGGCUAUCUGUAACCCAUUGUUGUAUACAGUUGCCAUGUCUCGUAGGUUCUGUGCUCUCCUGAUAGCUAGCACUUACCUGUGGGGUGGACUUUGUUCCUCCACACUCACUUAUUUUCUUUCAGCACUGUCAUACUGUAGAUCUACCCUCAUUAAUCACUUCUGCUGUGAGCACUCUGCCAUCCUCUCUGCAGCCUGCUCUGACACCACGCUCAGCCAGCUGGUAUGCACAGUCAUUUGUACAUUCAAUGAGAUCUGCAGCCUUAUCAUCAUCAUUGUGUCCUAUGUGGUCAUCUUUGUGACUGUCAUCAAGAUUCCUACAAAGGGAGCACUCAGAAAAGCCUUCUCCACCUGUGCCCCCCAUCUGACUGCCAUCUGCUUCUGCCAUGGGACGAUUCUCCUUCUCUACUGCGUUUUCGAAUCUAGAAGCUCCCUGCUCCUGGUCAAGGUUAUCACUGUGUUUUAUAGCAUGGUCAUCCCUAUGCUGAACCCUCUUAUCUACAGUCUCAGAAACAAUGAUGUAAAGGAAUCUGUAAGGAAGUUAAUUCACAUACAAGGCCUUUCUCACUCAUCAUAA